Molecule: messenger RNA, 10885 nt
Organism: Anopheles funestus (African malaria mosquito)
Lineage: Eukaryota; Metazoa; Arthropoda; Insecta; Diptera; Culicidae
Gene: nocte
Product: filaggrin
Exons: 6
Coding region: 509-8896 (2795 amino acids)
Biological process (GO): cell differentiation
Source: RefSeq, a predicted model, not a curated record
AGAACGACCAAGGCUUCACAAACGCCAUUUUAGAAAUUUUGCGAUCCGUGCUGCUGCUACAUGAAAAAGCGAAUAAAAACGCGUUUUUCAUAGAAAAUAGUUAUCCUUUAAAGUUGAAAUCAGUUCGAAAACUUCUGUUCCAUCAAAAAAGUGUGAAUUGUAACAAAGUUAGUAAAUUAACAACAGUAAUAAGGACACUCUUGGAUUGUGUGCCUCCUUGGUACUUCUUGAGAAACGAAGGAAUUUUAAUUCAUGUUUUGAAAGUGUUCUCCUGCCGGCUGGUAUUGCUUGACGCGAAUGAAGGAUUCCAAUAGUGACUAAAGCAACGUAUUUCAGUAUUUUAUUCGAAGUACGGGGAGUAUUAUAGUUUGUUCUUAUAUUUAUCCAUUCAGGUAACGCCAGAGAUCACUAACCGCAACACAUCAAGGGAAAACACGACCAAACAGUGUUAACAACUAUACUGAGUGACAAAACUGUUUGUUUUUGCUAAUGAAGAUUUUCUGGCAGUAUGAGCACAUUGGGGGGAACUAAAGGGGAGCGUAAUGCCAAGCCCAAAUUUGCCGCAUUAGAUAUCAAUAAGCUCUACAUAACAAGUCGAGGUGAAUCCUUAGAGCCAUCGUCCCAAAAAAGCGCUGUUCCGCGUAAGCAUGGCAUGCAAAGCUUGGGAAAAGUGCCUACGGCUCGUCGUCCACCGGCAAAUCUUCCAUCUUUAAAGGCUGAAGUUGGUAAUCCUGGUGAACAAUCCGGAAGUUGGACUAGCGAUCAUAACGAAGGACAAAAUCUCAUCAAGAGCUCAAGUGAUUUAACGGAAAAGAUCACAGCUUCUCCAAACCCAUCCAUUUCUAACAAUAACAAACAACAUCAAACAUCGUCGCUAAAUAAUUCAAAACCCUCCGAAUCAUCAUGGAAUACGAACGAGUUCCCUUCCCUGGACGGCACUGGGCAGCAUGGCGGAAAUAUCAACAACAAAUCUCAACUAUUUCAAGGAGCCUCUCCGUCGAUUUCGAGGCAUCAAAACGACACAGUUUGUCGUAUUCAACAAAAAGGUUUAAGUGGUCGAUCAGCACUUUCCAAUGUUGCAACAGAGGACGUAGAUGGAGGUGGUGGGAACACCCUAGGCGGAUCGAACAAUUGUCAAAGCACGACGACGUCUUCCCAAUCACCACCUUUGCCUCCUCAGUUCAGGGCUCUUUUGCCACCGUUUAUGCAACGAGGAAGCGACAGCGGUUUGACAGGAAACGAAAACGAAGGAUGUACUUCUUCACUGCCAGCUCUGUCACCAGUUUCUCAUCUUUCAACAUCAGGAAUUGGCAAUGAUUCGAAGAACAACAAUAUCAUCAUACCCAGCGUUAACAACAGCACCAACUUGGACAACAGCAAGAUUAACAACAAUAGUGGUAACAGUAGCAGCGGCAAGAAAAAUAAUAACAAUGAGGGUACUGGUAACAGCAGUAGCAGUUUCGGUACCGUGAACCUAGCGACGAAUGUAAAAAUAUCAAAUCAGUUUCCGCUAAAGCAGCCGUCAGGCUUGACGAUUCAUCCUCACCAACAACAAAACGCUCGUAUUGGUGGCGGAAACAAUUUUUCUUCGAUGCCUACUGCUAAAGGGGGACGAGUUGCUCGUGGCGUGAGCGGUGCAAGUAGCAAUACUGGUAGAGAAGGAAGCACGGAAAGAGCGAGCGGAACCGCCUAUAAUGAUAAUUAUCAGCCCACAAACCGCCGCGGAGGUAUAACUCAUCAACCUCGAUAUGCUAACCGUAGCGCAAUGGGUGGAAGUGUUGGAAGUUACAACAGCGCAGUUGGCCAUGUGCGAAGUAGCGGAAGUGGAAAUGUUGUAGUAUCUGGCGAUGCUGGUAGUCCUGGUGGAUUCCACGAUGAGAAUCGUAAUUCACAUCCACCAUAUGGUUCAGGCGUUCUUGCUGAGCAAGAGGUUGUGGUGCGACCCAUCAUACGCGAUGAAGAAUUACAAAGAUUAGAAGCAAUCGCUAAGGAUGAAGGAUGGGCAAAAGAUUACGAGUUUGAUUAUAACCAGAAAUUAGAAUUUUCUGACGACGAGUCAGAGAUAAAUUCUUCGUCAACUACUAUCAAAGAAAUGGAAAACGCCAUGGGGAUUUCAGCCAAAAAUGCCAUGGGAGUAAAUGAUGAAAAAGUAACUGAUCCGGAUAAAUUUGAUAAAUAUGAUCGUACUCAAGAGAAUUGUGGUGUAGCACACAAAGAUCGUGAUCUAAGCCAAGUUCAAGAGAUCAACUCGAUACAAGCAAACGAAAAUAAUGCUAUGCGCGGAAUUUGUGAAGGUGGUGUGAUUAAUGUGAAUAUUGUUGCUGGAGGUUUAGAUGCAGCCGAAGCAAAAGAGCGUAUAAAGCAGCGACGAGAAGAGGAUCAGAGACGUGAAAUUGAACGUAAACAGGCAGCUGCUAGAAAAUUGCAGGAGCUGGAGGAAAAGCUUAGUCGAAAAAAGAACGAUGAAUUAUUUGAUGGAAGAUCAGGCAAUAAUGAUAAAAAUAUCAGUGGUGGUAUAAACGUAUCUAUAUCUACUACUGGUAAUGUCGUCACCCCGUUGUCCAGCAAUAGAAUGGAAGAAGAGAAGACUAUGGAAAGUGUUGUUGAACACUCUACCGAACGUAUAAUAUCUGUAAAAAUACGUGGUAAAAGUGGUGAACGUGCAAAUGUGAAAGAAAUACGGUAUGAAUUCGGAGCUGGAGGACUAAGACAUGAUCGCGAGGGCGGAAAUCUUAGUGGAAGCACUAGUGCUAAUUGGGAAAUGCCAGGAUUUUCCAAAACUUUUCAAUCAAAUUUGCCACCGAGGUUCCAGAAACGUAAACUUGAACGAAAUACAUCUGGUACAAAUUUGUCAACGACUAAUAAUAUGACUAGUAAUCAAACUUUAUUACGAAAUGCUAACAAUUACUCGUCCGGCAGCGCAGUUCCUCCAGUAACAAAUUCUGGCAAUGAGACUAAAAGCGCUAUACCGUUUGCACAACAAUAUGAUCCACGAUUUAUCCAUAACCAACAAACAUACGGUCGAAGUGUAGCCGCCAACGCGAUGACAAGUUCACGGCGAAGUGGAACAAUGGCAACAAACGCUCCUGUCAGAGAUCGCGAAGAUCGUCAACGACAGCAGUAUGAAAUGCGCGAACAUAAUCAACGUGAGGCUACAACAGAAAAACUAGACUCCGUGGAAGAUAACAGUCGAUUUAAUGUUGCAUUUGGAGGAUGCCCAGAAUCUUCUGCUAAUAAUCAGGCCAAGCAGAAUACUGUAGGCCGUAUCACACCUCAGCUGGUUCGUAGCUUAUCAGAAUCAUCCAAUCGUAAAACGAGUGUAUCAAGUGAUGAAAAUCACCAUAAUGCUGGUCACCAUUCUCACCAUACAUCGUCAUCUACGCACAAUUCUGGUAGCAUUGCUACAAUGUCUGGAAACUAUGGUCGAGAGGUAUCAUGGGAUACGGAAGUCGAUAAAGGGUCGUCGGCGUCAUCACCUGCCUCGUUCAGCGGUAACGAGCGCUCAUUACGCUUCGAUUGUGAACAACCGAAACAAAUACUGCAUCGGGUAAAGGAAGUGACUUCUCAAAUAUCUGACAUAAUGAAAGAAGACAAAAUGUCAAGUAAACGUAUAAUGAAGAACGUCGAUUGUGCAUCAAAACAGGAAAGCGAAGGGAUUGAAAGAAGCGAACAUUCAUUAAGUGAUACCGUUGCAACAUUAAAGGAAAGUAAUGCUAAUAAUUCCAAUGUGGUAACGGAAGCGGACGCUAAUAGGAUUGAUGUAUCUGCAGAAAAAAAUAGCAAAUUAUUGCAAUCAGAAGAAUCAUCCACAUUCGGAGACGUAGAAGCAAAUAUAAAAGAGAAUAUAGAGUCGUGUCUAAAUGAAAGCUCAAAGGAUGCCGCACAUUUAGAUUCGCAGCAAUCAAGGCCUUUGUCUGGCACAGAAGAUAAAAAAGAAAUAGGAUCAACAGCUACGGUAGGUGCGUCAUCGCAGCAACAUAGUGGUAAAAAGAAAGGCACAAUUUUGAUACACCAACAACAUUUACGAGAUAAUCGAAGACAUGAUACUCGCGGUGGAUCUCGUGGAAGUAGUUAUAGUGGAGGAUUCCAUCGUGCAGAUGUAACAGGCGGUUCUUCUAUUAGAGGCGGAACAAGCAAUUGGAACAGAUCUCGUGGUGGAGGUAGAGUCAGUGGAGCAAGUCGUAGCUACAAUCAAGAUUAUUGGAGCGAGUCUGAAUUUUCUGAAGAAGGUUUUGAUGAACAAUCGAAGCAUCAUUUGCAUCAAAACAUUUACAACCAUUCAAUGGUGGGAAGUGCCGGGGCACAAAGUUUGACAAGCGCAGAUACAGCUGGCGCGGCUUCAAAGGAAGGCUUUGUUCCGCGUGGUGAACCAUCACGACGUGGCCGAGGUGGUGGGAAUGUUGGUUCAAAUGUAGCCGUUGCUAGUUCAUCCAAUACGAACAAUCGUCCAAAGCAACAACAAACCCCCUUCUCUGGUUGUGUAUCUUCAAUGGAUGGCUCGGGAAGCAUGUGUAAAAAGAUUGAAGGAUAUGGACCUCCCAAUUCAAAAAGUCCUUUUGGUGGUAGUACAAGUAAUAGUGAUGAUAGAAAUACAAAACAUCGUGUCGGCGAUAGCUUGAAGAGCAAUACUGGUGCUGCAUCCCCUAUAAGAGACGAUCGACCUGUUCAAAAAAGUGUUAGACCUGUCUCUUUCACUGAUGCUACCAAGGCAGCGGAAGAUGUGUCGUCUAUCGAUCAAGAGAAAAUCUGUGCGAUAGUAGGCGAUGGAAAAUCUGGUGCAAUAGAAGUUCGCAAUGAUGAAUCUCAUUCCAGAGAGGAUAAUCUUAUAUUUCAAAAAUCGAGUGCCAGGUCCAGCGUAACGGAUAACCGCAUGGCGAUGGAAACUAAUGACGCAUGCGAUACAAUUAAAUCUGGAACAAUGAUAGACGAUACCAAGACAAAAUCUAAAGGCAUCAUAACACCGACCACGACCAAAAGCGGUAGUUCUAUAACAUCGCAGCAACAAUCUAAAAACGCUAACACCUUACCAGGAACUAUUAAUAGUGGAAAUAACAGUUCAUUAGACGGUAGUUUUGCUUUGCAAGGCAAUUCUACGGUAGCUAAUACUGGAAAUAGUAGAGGAGGUUGCAGCAACCAUUUGCUAACGCGCAAGCAACAGUCUGUACCGCGAGGUCAUGGAGCAAAGGCUUCUAACACUGACGCUAUUUCUGAUAUUGCAUCUGGUCCUGGUUCGAAUGCCAAUCUAACGGUCUCAACUUUAAUGAAUAUCAACAAUAGUGCAAAUAAAACAGCAGCGACAUUAAUUACACGUUCUACUACUACAAUAUCCCUUGAAGGAGAACGAUCGUGUCAACAAUCGACAGCAGAGAAGGCAGCUUCCCCGAUUAAUAAUGCCAAGACUGAUAAUGAUAAGCAUAAUCUAGAUGGCAAUACUCCUCCAGUGAAUACGAUUAUAUUUGAAAAUACUAACUAUAAAUCCGGCGUAUCUGUGGCUGUGUUGAGUGGUAAUUCUGCAAGCCCAGUAGUUGGUGAUUGUGGAGGAGUUGGUGUAGAUGGAAAUAUAACUAGUUUGCGACGUCAGCAUAGCGUCACAAAUUUUGGAUCGAAAGUAAAUACAGGAUUAACGAACGACAAGAUGGCUACUGGGGCUGCAGGUGUUGUUGGAUCAUUGAUAAAUUUACAACAAUCUAUGACAUCCAGCUCUUCAGCUCAUCGUCCGAUAACUACGACAACAGUUACAACAGCAAACGAAGGUGGCCCGCAGCAUAACAUCGUGUGUAGUUCUCAAAGAACGGCACUUUCUACUGGUGUUCCAAAACAACAGUCCUGCAACAUGAUUACAAGUUCGCUUCAAGGAAUUCCUUUUCAAAAAAAUGAAAAUGAUUAUAAGGAUAUUAAGUCAUAUUCUUUUGAGACUGAUAUAAGCCAUUUAAUUGAUGGUGACAAAGGCAUUAAGCCCCAAUCAUCAGUAUCAGCCGGGUUAUGCUUAUCAAAAUCAAUUGAAGCAGAAGGUGGUGGUAGUAACCAUGGAGGAGUAACAGUGUCAGUAAAAAAUAUGAUUUCUCCUUCUACUGCCGAUUUGAACAUGAAAAUAGCGAGUGUUAAAAAGGUCUGGGAAAUGCCAACUGUAGCAGAACAAACUGGGACGGUAGUGAAUACUGGAAGUGGAAGUAGUGCUAAUCGUGUCAAUGUUGGAAAUGAACAUUCAGUUAGUGGAGGUGGAAACGUUCCCAGUGGCAGCAAUGUGCAUAUGAAAUCAAGCUUUGUAAGGGGUCCACACCACCCAUCUCAUCAGUCACAGUAUCAACAUGCACAUCCCGGUGGUUCCAGUCACCACACCCAUCAGACGCACGGGACGCAUUCAUCUUAUGGAGCUGCUUUUGGAUCAGAAUCCGAUUCUUUAGUGGACCAUUUCAAUAAUUCCAGCAGUGUAUGCAAUGCACCUGGUUCAGCUGGAUCUAACAGUGGGUGCGACAUAAACUCCACGAUUCCUCUCAACAGUGAAUGCAAUGACAGUUCUAAUGGAAGCUAUAGUCUGAGCCAUCAUCACUCGCAACAGCAAACAGCGAAGCCUCACCAACAGACACACCAACAACAACAGCUUCAGCAACAACAUCAUCAACAAGAAUUACAGCACCAACGACAACCACACAACUUGCAGGAACCAUCUUCGCAGCAGUCUUCGCAACAACAUACCCAGCAGCCACAAAAACAAUUGCAGCAACAUCAAUCACAACACGCACUACAACAACAUACACAGCAAUUGCAACGCCAGCAGCAACAACAUAAGGAUCAACCUCAACAUCUUCAGCAAUUGCAGCAGCUACAUCAACAAUCGCAGCAGCAACAUAAACCGCAAACGCAGGUUCAAUCCCAACCGCAACAGUCACAGUCCCAAACGCAAGCUGCAUCGCAAUCGCAAGCACAACCCCAAUCGCAACCACAAACUUCCCAAUCGCAGCUACAGGCGCAAAACCAGCCACAAAUGAAGACACAACAGCAACAGUCGCUACAACAAGCACAACAAUUAUCGCAACAACUCUCUCAAUCUCAGUCACAACAACAUCCGCAUCAGCAUCAGCAGCAACAUCCGUCACAUAAACAGUCGCAACUUCAACAGCAGUUACAGCAGCAUUCGGUGCAGCAACAUUCGCAACAACUGCAGCAAUCGCAUCAUCAACAAUCUCUACAAUUGCAACACCAGCAACAGACACAACAACAAUCACAACAACAUGUUACUUCUGUCGGUGUACAACAGCAUCAAGCAGCAGUGGCCGUAUCGCUGGGUCUAAACAAACAUCCGGUGGCAGAUGUGUUGGCAGCAGCAGUUGCUGCAAACAAUGUCAAUGUUUGUAAGGUAAAACCCACGCAACAAAAUAACGGUGGUGGUAUGCAUCAAUCAAGCAGUAUGGGCCUGUCGCCUCCGCCACAAAUGCAAAGCGGAUCCAUACCUUCCGCUCCGCAACCUUUCUUUCCGGCUCAAUAUGGUGUGUCUGCUAUACCUUCGCCCCCAGCGGUGCUAUAUAAUUCGCCUGCGGUUGCUGCUGCUGCUGCCAUGAAUUCACAAGGUGGAUUAUACAAUGCAUUCCAAAUUGAACCAAGUGGUCGUUCGCAAUUCUCGCAGUUCCCAGGACACUAUGGCACUUCCGGUAGCGCUGGCCCAUAUAAUGCCUAUAUGACGACACCGACUAAUAUGCAAGCAGGACCUACACCAGAGAUGUUUCAAAGUCUAUCGUCUCAAUUUCGCAUGGGUUCGGUUCAAUCGCCGUACAACCAAACCACUCAAAUGGGCAAUCCGAAUACAAUGCUUAUAUCAUCAAAUAAUAGUUCACUGAUGUCUUCAUCAGUAAAAUCUUCCACGCAACAGAUCGGUGCUAUCGGACAACCUAAACCCAACGGUGGCGGAUCAGUUAACCAGCCGCCAUACGGACAACAAUAUAUGAAUAUGUUCCCGCCAGCUCCACCGCUACAAAAUUCGGCAGCAAAUUAUUAUUCAAAUUCCGGAGGUAGUCAAACUGCAUUUUUUGGUACAGCUGGAGCAACAGGCGCUGCCACGCAAAAUGCCUACGGUAUACCAGCAGGCGCAGUAGCUGCCUCUAAUAUGUUUGGUAGCCAUGGUGGACAGAAUCCUUCGAACACACCACAGCCUCCACCACCACAACAGCAGAUGCCCAGCUAUUCUUCCCAGUUUUUGAAUUCGCCCCUUUUAGCUGCAACUAAUCCAGCGAUGAACCAACAACAAUAUCGAGGAGCAUCCAAUAACAGUUCGCAACAUUCUGGAGCCAAUGCUACAGCUUACAUAAAAUCGAACCAAUCUCCACAAUCAUCCCAUAUCCAGCAGCAGCAACAACAACAACAGCAACAAGAUACUUGGGAACUACAAAAUCAACUAAUGCAACAUCAACCGCAAAUUUCAAAUCUACAACAACAAUCUGCUCCGCCUCAACAACUACCAUUAUUGUCCACUGGACCGGCACAAAAUUCGCAAAUAAAUCAACACUUAUCGAAUCACAGUCGCAAUGUGUUACCUUUAAACCAAGGAAACAAUCAGUUAGUUGGUUGUGGGAACAGUAAUACUGGUAACGGGAGCGCCGUUGUUAGUGGUGGAGGAAACGGAAAUACUGGUACUAACUCGAUACGUGUACAUCCACAAGCUCAAGCAACUGGAGUUUCCGGUCCGCGAUAUCCACCUCCAAUUCAAAGACCUACAAGUUUCACGCACGCGCAAAGCGUUGAUAUACAGCAUCACCAGCAAAGAUGUAAUCGUCCAAUAGGUUAUGGACAGCCAAAUGUCGGAAGUAAUGCAGGUCAUCAAACAGCUGGUAGUGGGUCAUCUAACGUUGCACAAGGUGUAAAUAAUUCAAACAAACAUUUUUAUGGUGGGAAUCGUGGAUAAAUAACUAGGUAAUUUAAAUGAAACAGGUCUUUCAGUUUUUUUAGAUACAAAACUAAUACAACCGUAGUAAAUAUUUUACAUAAUUUGCAAUCAGAUUUGCAGUUUAUCGAUUAAUGAUUAAAAUCAUUUAACUAAUUUCUUUACAAUAAGCAAAUCAAAAGAUGCGAAUAUAAGAGCUUAAGACUUUUUAAAUGAUUUCAAGCAUAUUUCCAACCGCGGGUUUGUUUCGGGAGAAGAAAACUAAUCAUGUACGUUAUUUUCCUCAAAAAUGUGAAUCUGAAAAAGGUUAUAAUUUUAGCAAAAGUCUUUUUAAUACUUUCCUCGCUUACGUCCAAUGUUACAUAAUAUAACCAUUUACGGAAACUGAUUGACUUAAUUGAAAUUGAUUCGUCAUCCCGUAAAAAUAAGUUGCAAUAGAACUAAAUUAUAAUUACUAGGAAAAAAUCCAAAACAUGUAUUUAAAAUUACGAAAUCUAUCUAUCUAUCUAUAUAUAUAAAAUUCUCGUGUCGCGGUGUUAGUGUGCAAACUCCUCUUAAACGGCUGAACCGAUUUAUAUGAAAUUUUUGAUGAACGUUCGGUAGGUAUGAGAAUAGGUUUACCGCUCCUUUUCGUUUCGCUAGGAGGCCUCUGGCCAAUAUUAUGAGUUCGUUUCUGUUUUUCCUACGGUGGUUAUCAAGUAGGCAUAAUCAUUUUUUCAACACGAAUAAUGUUGAACACUACUGAAACAAAAAAGUUCUGACGAAUAAAUCAAUCAAAGUAGGUACACAUGACGAUUUGUUUGUGUAAUUUUAUUCAUUAAAGCGUAAAGUGAGUGAUAAAUAGGUAAAAAGCAAGUGUGUGAAUAAUUAAAAAAUGCUAUUUAGUGAUUUGCGGCUCGGUGGCACAUGUGGAAUCGGCGCCUUACACGGAAGGACCUGGUAUUAAAUCCCAAUCGUCAAGGAAAACCAGAUAUGCCUUCUGAAGUAGCAGAAAAGAAGAACAAGAGCCACAAAAAAGAAGAAAAAUUGCUUUGGUUGGGAAUAUCAUUUGGAUUGAGAAUGGCAAUAAUUUAAGAAUUUUCAAAUAAUCAACGAUAUUCUCUAAUCACCACUCUAAUAAUACCACACGAAUCAAGAUUGAACACUCAAAAUGUUUGCUUUAAUUACAAAACACUUGUUUAAGGGCAAAGCUAGGUUUGCCGGGUAAGCUAGUAAAAUUCGUCAUUGCGUGAAAGUUAGUUAUCAAACCAUGUGCUUUUGGGGGAAAUAAAUAAAUUUGAAAAGUCCAAAACUUAAACAAAAGAACAAAAUAUAAAUAAAGAAACAAAGCUUUUGGAUAGCUAACAUUAGGAAAUAUUCGAUCAGAAAACAUAGAUGAAAUGACACAUUGUACAGGAAUCAAAGAGCACUGUUAAAGAUACCACCAUUGGACAUAUGUGUAUCACUUUAUAUACUAAUCUUCUACAGCGUAGAAAUUAAUUCUAUUAAAAAAGAACUAAAUCACGUUUAGACGUGAAGAAAUAGGAAUAAGCGAUCUUAGUAUUAUUCAUAGCAAUUAGUUAUUAAACAAAAAAACACACACACAAUUAAACGGAACAAAAUAUGACAUGAUGUGUCAUACAGUGUAGUAAGUGGAUGUGACUAACAUCAAGAUAAUAUUGUACUUGUCAAACUCGCUAAAUGCUCGCACCAAUAUAUUAUUGCACGCAUAAAAGGUGAAUGUAUAAUAAGCUGUUGAAUGUAUAAUGCUGUAAUACUACUUAAGAUUGUCAUGGUGAAAUAGUUUGUGUGCGUAUUAACGAAAUUAGUUCAAACUAAAAUGUAGGAUGCAACACAGUCAGUCGAAUCGACAGCAACAUUCAAGCUUUUCCUGAUCGAAAAAUCGAGACAUUCUUGAAAGCUAAAAUAGUUACGAAAUAAAAAACGCAACCAAAAAGCGAUCACACAGCUGUAAUCUUAAGUAAUUACGUACCAGAAAGUCAAAUAUAAUAAAACAAAGUAAAUCACUCA